AUGCACGCCACAACCCGCACAGCGUCGCCACUCGCCCUCCUCUGCGUCGGCCCAAGGUCCCCAGUCGCCACCUCGUCCCGAGUACGACUCGCCCCCGCCGCAACCCGCGCCCUCUCCCACGACGCACCCCGCUCGGCCGCCGCACCCCGCAGCCGCAUCGACGAGGUCGACCACCGGCAGACGUCGACCACCGCAAAGCUCCUCCUCACAGCCGGCAGCGCGCUCGGCCUCCUCAACAACCCCGCACGCGGAGACCUCCUCUCGAUCCUCACCCAGGUCUCGUCGCCCCCUUCGCUGCCCCACCUCCUCGCCCUGAUGCGCUCCACCGAGUCCGGACGCAGGCUCCUCGUCCAGCGCCCAUCCAUCAACUCGGACACGGUCGACGUCGAGUACCUCUCGCAGCUGAAACGCGGCCAAUUCGGACGCGAAUGGAUCGAGUGGCUCAAGGAAAACGGCGUCGGUCCAGACGGCAGGGCCGAGGCCGACUACAUGCCCACCACCGAGCAAAAGUUUCUCGUGCAGCGCUACCGCGAGUCGCACGACUUCUACCACCUCCUCCUCCGCAUGCCCGUCACCCAGCUCGGCGAGACCGUCAUCAAGUACUUUGAGGUCGCACAGAUGAAGAUGCCCGUCGCCGGCUUUGCAGCGCUCGGCGGCACGCUCCGCCUCCUCGCAUCGGGCAUCGCCUCGCUCCCACCGCCCUCGACCCUGUUCGCCGGCGCAGACCAACGGCAGCACGCCGUCCAACAAGCGACCAGCGACUCGGCCGCUCUCCGGGAACUCGACAUGCUCAGAACCCUCGUGCCCUGGGCCACCCACGUCGGCAGGACCGCCAGCCCGCUCAUCGGCGUCGAGUGGGAAAAGUGCUGGGAGCGCGACAUCAACCAGAUGCGCCAGGAGCUCGGCAUCCCGCGCCCGCCCAUCGACGUACCGAGGUUCGUCGGCAGGAGGAAAAAGGCCGGCGGAAAGCGAAGGGGGUGGCCUACAAAGAUCCUCGAGGCCCAGCGCGCAAGGGAGCAGCGCGAGCGUGAGCGCGCAGCGGAGACGGAGUCCCCUUCUCCCACCCCACCGUAG
Molecule: messenger RNA, 1074 nt
Organism: Pseudozyma flocculosa PF-1
Lineage: Eukaryota; Fungi; Basidiomycota; Ustilaginomycetes; Ustilaginales; Ustilaginaceae
Exons: 2
Coding region: 1-1074 (357 amino acids)
Biological process (GO): ubiquinone biosynthetic process
Cellular component (GO): mitochondrial inner membrane; mitochondrion
Source: RefSeq, a predicted model, not a curated record